Molecule: messenger RNA, 1816 nt
Organism: Pseudogymnoascus verrucosus
Lineage: Eukaryota; Fungi; Ascomycota; Leotiomycetes; Thelebolales; Thelebolaceae
Exons: 2
Coding region: 443-1708 (421 amino acids)
Molecular function (GO): FAD binding
Source: RefSeq, a predicted model, not a curated record
CUGAGAUUUCAAAAUUUGCGUUGAGAGCUAUCGCAUUCUGAACAUCCGUCGCCAUAUCAUUUGCAAUAAAUAAUAUACUCACGUUCGCAAUUUCAAGGACUUUCUCAUUUCUCGUUUACUCGACUCCUGGAGGUGCUGGCACAUGUUGGAUUGACAGGUGGUGAGUGGCGCCGGGUACGCACGACGGUACUGCUGGAGUGGGUGAGUCAGAUACACAUAAUAAAGAGUCAUUGACGUUCACCAGGCGCGAUGCCGCGUGUUGGGGUGUUGGGUCGCGUACAGCGCCAGGCAACAGUGGUAGCGCCCGAAGCCCCGAGCCCGAGACCCCGAGCAUGAGGGUCCGUAGAGCUUCGCUCGUGGAAUAUAUAAAGGUCUAUGGGACGGACAAUAAUAUCGCGUCUACCUCCUAACCACGCCUAAAUAUCCACACACACAAAUCAUCAUGCCCUACACAGCUCGUAUAGCAAUCAUCGGUGCUGGCCCAUCCGGCCUCGCACUCGCCGCCCUCCUGCAGGCGCAAUCAAUCCACCCCACUAUUUAUGACCUCCGCGCCGAGCCCACGCCCGCCUUCUUUGCCGCCCCCUGCGGUAUGCUCGAUCUCCACGAGGAUUCCGGCCUGAAAAUAAUUCGCGCCGCCGGUCUCUGGGACGCAUUCCAAGCCGAGCUUGGGGGUUGCUCAGAGGAAUGCCGCGUCCUUUCCCCGGCCGCGGAAACCCUUCAUACUGACCAGGGGCAAUUGUCCUCGCGGCCUGAGAUUGCGAGGAAUGCGCUGACGAAAUUACUUCUUGGUGCUGUGACGCCGGGGUCGGUGAAGUGGGGUCAUAAAGUCUCAUCCGUGCACAGCGCGAGGACAGAAACUGGCGCCACCGAGGUAACCCUCGAUCUCGGCGCGGAUGGGAAGGCGACGUACGACUUCGUAGUCGGUGCAGACGGCGCGUGGUCGCGCGUACGGGCAAUGCUGACGGACAUUGUGCCCGUCUACACUGGAGCACAGUACGUAAAUGCCACCCUGCGGGAUGCUACGGCGAAGUUCCCGCAGCUGGUGGAUCUGGUGGGAAGCGGCACUACGAUGGCCCUCGGGGGAGGAAGAGGGAUUAUGACGCACCGAGGCCCGCAGGACUCGAUCCGACUAUAUAUCGCCGUGAAGACGCCACUCGAGAACUGGGCUGAGGAGAUUGGGAUCGCGGGGAAGACUACCGCAGAGGCGAAGGAAGUCUUACUAGGUGAAGGAGGGGGGUUUGAGAAAUGGGCGCCGGAGCUCCGAGAACUUCUUUCGACGGCGUGUGAUGAAGAGACGAGCGAUCACCCAGGCACAGUGGUGGAUGUGCUGCCGUUGUACAUGUUGCCUGCAGGUUCGCGGUGGGAGACGCAGGUAGGGGCCACAUUGGUAGGAGAUGCGGCGCAUUUGAUGACGCCUUGGGGAGGAGAGGGGGUCAAUCAAGCGCUGCUUGAUUCGCUGGAGCUGUCGAAUGUGGUGGGAGGUGUGGGACAGGUAGAGAGUGUGGUAGAGUGGCAGGAGAAGCUGGAAGCGCCUAUGAAGGGAUUCGAGGAAGCGAUGGUAGUGAGGGCGAAAGAAGUGGCAGAACAGUCGUCAAAGAAUGGGGAGAUGAUGCUGGGCGAGCAUGGAGGACAAGCGAUUGCAGAUAUCUUCAAGAUGUUUGCGGAUAUAGCGGCGAAUGGAGGAGAGUUCCCUGAAGGGUUAUUGUAAGAGGGUAGCAGAGGUGAUACAGUACGAUAGUGUAUAUAUAGUUUGAUCCCUUAGGGAUUGCAGAAACGCCGCUAAAAAUAGAAAAACCUCAACUCACUUACAUGUCUU